AUGGGCUCCUGCAACCCAGAGCUUCAGAAGCUCUUCAUAGAGACACCAUGUAUACCAUCAAUAGCUCUCUCGCGAGUAGCAGGUUGCAACAUCUUCCUCAAGCUCGAAAACCUGCAGCCCUCAGGCUCGUUCAAGUCGCGCGCCGUGGGAAACAUGAUGUACCAGGCGAUGCUCGCGAAACCGGCCGGCGGUGACGUGCACUUCUACUGCUCGUCGGGCGGAAACGCGGGCCUGGCGUGCGCGACGGCGGCGGCUACCCUCGCACAGCCGUGUACUAUCGUCGUGCCGACGACUACUUCCCAGUAUAUGAUUGAGAAGAUACGACUCCUAGGCGCCCAAGUCCACCAAGUAGGCCCCAACUGGGCCCUCGCCGACUCGCACCUGCGCACCGCGCUCCUCGCGCGCGACCCGACAGGCAUCUACGUCCCGCCCUUCGACCACCCGGACAUCUGGGCGGGCACCAGCACCAUCGUCGACGAGCUGGCCGCGCAACUCGGCGUACCCCGCGUCGACGGCAUAGCGUGCAGCUGCGGGGGCGGCGGCCUGCUCAACGGGAUCAUGGCCGGCGUGCGGAAGCACUACACCGACGUCGGGGUAAAGGAACCGACCGUCCUGGCCGUCGAGACCGUCGGCGCGGAUAGCCUAAACGCCAGCGUGAAGGCGGGAGCGCUGGUGACGCUGGCGGGGAUUACUAGUAUCGCGACGAGUCUGGGGGCGCCGCGGGUUUCGGAGCGUACGUUCCGGUGGAGUCAAGAGGCGGCGGGGCAUCUGAAGAGCUUGGUGGUGACGGAUGCGGAGGCGGUGAUGGGGGCGGUGAGGUUUGCGGACGACGCUAGGAUGUUGGUGGAGGUGGCGUGCGGGGCUACGCUUGCGACGGUGUAUAAUGGGGAUUUGAGGAGGGUUGUGGGAGGAGAGGGGGAGGAGGGGAUUAGCGAUGAGGAGUGGAGUAGGAAGAAUGUGGUUGUGAUUGUGUGCGGAGGGGUGAAUGUUACGUUGGAGAUGUUGAGGAGUUAUGGGGAGAAGUAUGGUGUGAAAUAGAAGUGUGUAUCUUGUUUGUUAUACCUAGGGUAUUGGGAUGAAGGGGUAGGUAGGUAUAUAUGGUAGAGUUGGGAGCCGCUCUUCGCC
Molecule: messenger RNA, 1125 nt
Organism: Daldinia vernicosa
Lineage: Eukaryota; Fungi; Ascomycota; Sordariomycetes; Xylariales; Hypoxylaceae
Product: tryptophan synthase beta subunit-like PLP-dependent enzyme
Exons: 3
Coding region: 1-1038 (345 amino acids)
Biological process (GO): L-threonine catabolic process; L-serine catabolic process
Molecular function (GO): L-serine ammonia-lyase activity; pyridoxal phosphate binding; threonine deaminase activity
Source: RefSeq, a predicted model, not a curated record